AGGGGAAACCGGUCAAUCACUUCACUACGGAAGCUGUUCGGGAUUUUAUAGACAGAAGAGCACAAACAACUGCAUGAGUAUGGAUAAUUGCACACUGAAAGAAGAGGGGGAAACAAAUGCAGUACAGGAAAAAUAGGUAACGUAAAGUGCCCAUGCCCAGAUACCAGUAUUCCCAAUUCGUCUGGCUCCCCAAUACCACAACCAUCUUCCACCAUCCACUACCACAACCAUCUUCCACCAUCCACCCCCACGCCAUGGAUUGAGCCGGGUAUGAUUUAAUAGUGAUAAAUGAAACUAAACUCUCCGGGGGUAGUCUCGUAUCGCCUAUAACACUUUUUCAGUGCGUCCUUCAAUCCCUUGUUAAACGCAGGACCGCAAUAGUAUCGGGCGAACAAUUCCUGAGCCGCCGCGUUCUUAAGAGCAUAAGCAUAGUAAAUGGCUGUCUUGCCGGCACGAUCCUUGAUCAACGCGUUAGGGCUGUGUUUCAUGAUCAUCUCCAACACGCUGGGACUCUUCCCCUCUCGAAUAGCGUAGGUCAAAGGUGUGGCGCCAGACCAGUCCUUAACGUUCAACUUCAAUUUGAAAGACAACACCAGCUCGAGAGUGGCCAAGGAGUCAGUGUCAAUAGCCUUGUGCACAGGAGAGCUACCACUGGGGUCCAAAAAGUCAUCGAGGUGCUGACCGAGACGCCAGAUGGUGUAAAUGACGGUCCAGUUCUUGCUAGCGAUGGCGAUGUCGAAGGGGCUCCAGAGGUACAAGUUACGAAUUCCCAAGUCACCACCGGCCUUCAUCAACUGCGAAAAGACAGCGGGGCCAGCAGAUUUAGCGGCCCGGUGGAGCGCGGUCUCGUGGCGGCAAUCGAGGAAAUUUGGGGACGCGCCGGUCUUCAGGAGGACAGCGACUCCGGCUGGAUCGUCCGCACCCACGGACUCGUGGAGGGGUGCUCCAACAGGCGGGAGCGACACGUUGAGAGUUCUGUAGGAUCUGUGGCCUCCGCCAAAAUCCCAAGCGGGGAAGUUUAGGGUCUGCGCCUUCGGGCAUAAACGUCCGAGCAAGUCAUGGUUCUUGGUGCGGGCGGCAUGACGGAUGCCCUCCUUGACGAGCUCUGGAUGGAAAAAGAUGCGGAAUUCCUUGCUCACGAGGACAAGGU
Messenger RNA from Tuber aestivum (summer truffle), 1150 nucleotides. Lineage: Eukaryota; Fungi; Ascomycota; Pezizomycetes; Pezizales; Tuberaceae. The record is from the annotation of a GenBank genome assembly.